Coccidioides posadasii C735 delta SOWgp is the source of this 432-nucleotide messenger RNA. NCBI's taxonomy places the organism in Eukaryota, Fungi, Ascomycota, Eurotiomycetes, Onygenales, Onygenaceae. The record is from RefSeq and is a predicted model, not a curated record.
AUGGCGAAUGAACAAUCAGCAGCAAUUUUGACUAACGUCUGCGAUGCGAUUCCGCAUAUUUGCAAGUACACAGCUUGGCCUAUCGCCGAUGAAGCUCUGUCCACUGAACUCCUCGAUCUUGUCCAGCAAGCAUCUCACUAUCGUCAGUUGAAGAAGGGAGCUAACGAAGCCACCAAGACUCUCAACCGCGGAACAUCGGAGUUGAUCAUUCUGGCUGCUGAUACCUCCCCGCUCGCUAUCCUCCUCCAUCUUCCCCUACUUUGCGAAGAUAAGAAUACCCCCUAUGUCUAUGUCCCUAGCAAAGUCGCUUUGGGCCGAGCAUGCGGUGUAAGCCGUGCCGUUAUCGCCGCCAGCAUCACCAGCAACGAAGCUAGCGAUCUGUCGGCGCAGAUUCGGAAUAUCAAGCAGAAGGUUGAGAGAUUGAUGAUUUAA